UUGUGGGUUAUUCGAUAAAUUUUCACAUUUUAUAGGAAAAACCAUGGAGAACAUGCGGAAGCGAACCCGCAUUGAGCUAAUCUCCAGUUCCAAACGUCUACUCAAGCUCGUAAACCAACCAACCUUCAACGACUGUAUCAAAUGCGGUGAGAGGUUGUGCGCUGUCAUAAUGUACACAAAGAUUGUAAAGUUUAUCAAACCAAUAUAUGUCGGUUUAGCAGUGCAUGACAUUAGCAAGACGCUAAUGUACAAGUACUUCUACGACGUAUUGAAACCACAUUAUGGCAACGCAAUCGAAUUGGUUUACAUGGAUACUGACUCCUUCAUAUACCUGCUCAGAGUCGGCGACUUCUACCAGGAUUUAGCUGAUAGCCCCGAUUUACUUGUACACGUGGACGCAUCUAGCCUGUCCAUGGAUCACCCUUGCUACUCCACCGAUAGAAAGAAGAUGCCCGGCUUGUUUUCAGACGAGACCAGUGGCCUCACCCUCUUUGAGGUCGCUGCACUUCGAUCAAAGGGCUACGCAUAUGUCAUAGAAGGCAGCUAACUCAUAAAGUCUAAGGGGAUCCUAGGG
Daktulosphaira vitifoliae (grape phylloxera) is the source of this 574-nucleotide messenger RNA. RefSeq lists its product as uncharacterized. The transcript is spliced from 2 exons. Bases 44 to 547 code for a protein of 167 amino acids. Lineage: Eukaryota; Metazoa; Arthropoda; Insecta; Hemiptera; Phylloxeridae. The record is from RefSeq and is a predicted model, not a curated record.